Molecule: messenger RNA, 4921 nt
Organism: Balearica regulorum gibbericeps (East African grey crowned-crane)
Lineage: Eukaryota; Metazoa; Chordata; Aves; Gruiformes; Gruidae
Source: RefSeq, a predicted model, not a curated record
CAUUUUUCCCUUUAUAGAAAGAGUCUUCACGAGGAAGACAUAGAGAAAAGGAGGAUAUCAAAAUUACAAAGGAGAGAACACCAGAAAGUGAAGAAGAAAAUGGGGAUUGGGAAACAAAUAGAGAAGACUCUGAUAAUGGAGAUGUUAAUUAUGAUUAUGAUCAUGAGCUGUCUUUGGAAAUGAAGCGCCAAAAGAUUCAGAGAGAACUCAUGAAGUUGGAGCAGGAAAACAUGGAGAAACGAGAGGAAAUAGUCAUUAAAAAAGAGAUUUCUCCAGAGGUGGUUAGAUCUAAAUUGUCACCAUCGCCGUCACCAAGAAAGUCUAGCAAAUCUCCAAAACGAAGAUCCAGUCCCAAAUCAUCUUCUUCGGCUAGUAAGAAAGAGAAGAAAGCAUCUACAGUAUCUUCCCCACUUUUGGAUCAGCAGAGGAGUUCUAAAAGUAACCAGAGUAAAAAGAAAGGUCCUCGUACCCCUAGUCCUCCUCCUCCAGUACAAGAGGAAACUCCCCUGGGGAAAAAACACAAAGAAAAACAUAAAGCAAAAGAACGUUCAGAAGAAAAGGCAAGGGAGGUGAAAGAGAGAGGGCGUGACUUUGAAAGGCACAAGGAGAAAAAAGAGAAGCAGAGGGAUCCCUCUGAAAGCUCUCACAGACAGAAGCGUUCCCCUAGUCCUGCAGAUCAUUCUGGCAGUAAUUCUUCCCCUUCCAGGGAGUAUUCACCACCUGCUGCAAGGCGAAGACAAACCUCCCGAGCUCCAGCUAAGUCAACCACUCACAAACAUAACUUCUCACCCUCUCGCAGGUCUGCUUCCCCAUCAGGUCAGCAUCAUUCUCCCAUAUCCUCCAGACAUCACUCCUCUUCAUCACAGUCAGGCUCCUCUGUUCAAAGACAUUCUCCUUCCCCACACCGCAAAAGAACUCCUUCUCCAUCCUAUCAAAGGACAGCUUCCCCGCCUGCAAGGCGAUCAUCUUCUCCCUAUCCCCCACACUCAUCCUCUUCUCCUCAGAGGAAGCGAAGCCCUUCGAGACACCGAUCUCCUGGAAGAGAAAAGGGAAGGCACGAUCGUGAUCGAACUUCACAGUCUCAUGAUAGGCGCCACGAGAGGCGGGAUGAAACUAGAGGGAAAAGGGAAAAAGAAAGAGAAACAAGAGAUGAUCGUGAUUAUGACCAGGAGCAGAGUACCUCCAGAGAUCAUAGAGAUGACAGAGAAUCUCGUGAUGGAAGAGAUCGGAGAGAGACAAGAGACAACAGAGAUCGGAGGGAGCCAAGGGAAUCCAGAGACACUCGAGACUCCAGAGAUACGAGGGAUUAUAGCAGAGAUACCAAAGAUAAUCGUGAUCAGAGAGACUCACGUUCCACACGAGAUUCCCAUGACUACAGAGACAGAGAGAGUCGCGAUGCCCAUAAAAAGGAUGACCAGUACCAGGAGGAGUCGCGCAGCUAUGGAAGAUCCCAUGGCAGAGAGGAGAGCUCUCGUGCUGAAACAAGGAAUGACUCCAGAAGUGACUCCAGAAAUGAGAGCCGAAGUGAUAGAACUGGCAGAAGUCGAGGCAGAGGUCCAGAAUUAUCUGACAAGGGAAGUCGGGGGACUAGGGGAUCCCAGGUUGAUGGUCACAGCAGUAGUGGAAACUACCAUGACAGCUGGGAAUCAAGGAGUAGCUACCCUGAUCGGGAUCGCUAUGAUAGUCGAGAACAAGCAAGGGAUUCCUCCUUUGAAAGAAGACAUGGUGAACGGGACAGGCGUGACAACAGAGAAAGAGAUCAGAGAGCAAGCUCACCGGUACGACAUCAAGGACGAAGCGAUGACCUCGAGCGGGAUGAAAGAAGAGAAGAGCGAAGGGUAGAUCGGUCUGAUGAUAGGAGAGAUGAAAGGGCCCGGGAGAGAGAGCGAGAAAUAAGAGAAAGAGACCGGGAAAGAGAAAGGGAGAAGGAAAGAGAGUUGGAACGAGAUCGUGCUCGGGAACGGGAGAGGGAGAGAGAACGGGACAAAGACAGGGACCGUGAACGUGACCGAGACAGAGACCAUGACAGGGAGAGGGAACGAGAGAGGGAGAGGGAGAAGGAGCGAGAGCGAGAGCGGGAGGAGCGAGAAAGGGAGCGAGAGCGUGAAAGAGAUCGAGAGCGGGAACGAGAAAGGGAGAGAGGUCGGGACAGGGAUAAAGAAAGAGAGCGCCAGAGAGACUGGGAUGACAAAGAUAAAGGAAGGGAAGACCGCAGAGAUAAGAGAGAAGAUAUCCGAGAAGAAAGAAGUUCAAGAGAUGUCCAUGAGGAAAGAAAAUCCAAGAAGCGUCACAGAAAUGAAAGCAGCCCAAGUCCUCGUCAGUCGCCCAAACGUCGCCGUGAGCACUCUCCUGAUAGUGAUGCUUACAACAGUGGAGAUGAUAAAAAUGAAAAGCACAGACUUCUGAGUCAGGUUGUGCGGCCGCAGGAAUCUCGGUCACUGAGCCCCUCUCACGUUACAGAGGAGCGGCAGAGUCGCUGGAAAGAAGAGGAGCGAAAAUCAGACAGAAAGGAAAGUUCCCGGCGUUACGAAGAACCAGAGUUUAAAGAGAGGGUUUCUUCAGCAGAUAAGCAGCGAGAGCAACCAGAUGCUUCAGAGGGCUCCCGGUCCAGGGUUCAGGAAAAUCUUGGACACCGUCCCUCUGAAGAAAGAGAUGCUUCUGAUAGAAUGCAUGAUGACAGCAAGAAGAAGUCUAAGGUACAGAAGAAGGCCACAAAGAAGAAGAAGGAUGAUGACAGUGGGGUGGAAAGGUACGCUAAUGAAUCAACGACUGAGGAAAGCCAGGUCUUUUCACCCAAGAAAGGUCAAAAAAAGAAAAAUGUAGAGAAAAAGAGGAAGAGGUCGAAGGGUGAUUCUGAAGUUUCUGACGAAGAAAUUGUUCCACAUCAUAAAAAGAAGAAAGGCCCAAGAACCCCCCCUGUAACAAAAGAAGAAUUGGUUGAAGCACCACCUGAGAAAGCUGUGUCAGAAGUCCCCCAAAAAAGAGAAGAUACAACAUUUAGUGACUGGUCAGAUGAAGAUGUUCCUGAACGGGGUGAUAUUGUUGUUCCAGAAAGAAGCACUGAGGACUCCCGUAGAAAAAGUCACAGGACGAGGGGUGAAAAGGUGGAAGCCCCCCAUGUUACUAUUGACGACGGACCACACCGUAAACCUUUGGAUCAGAAGCGCAGCAGCAGCCUUGGUAGCAAUCGGAGCCAUGCGUCAAGCAGACUUAGAUCUCCUUCCAAUGAGUCAGCUCAUCGCAGUGGAGAUGACCAAACUGGACGGAAGAGGAUCCUGCACAGUAGCUCUAGAGACAGGGAUAGGGACAGGGACAGGGAGAAGAAAAGCUUAGAAAUCACUGGGGAACGAAAGUCCAGAAUUGAUCAGUUGAAACGAGGGGAACCCAGUCGCAGCACAUCUUCAGAUCGUCAAGAUUCAAGAAGCCACAGUUCAAGAAGAAGUUCUCCUGAAUCAGAUCGUCAGGUCCAUUCCAGAUCUGGGUCCUUUGAUAGCAGGGAGAGGCUUCAGGAGCGAGAUCGACAUGAACAUGAUCGAGAACGAGAGAGAGAGAGGAGAGAGGGAAGACAGAGAGACUGGGACCGAGAUGUUGACAAAGACUGGCCGAGGAGUAGGGAACGAGAGAGGCUCAGAGAACGAGAGAGGGAGAGGGAGAAAAGACGGGAGCUGGAAAGAGAGAGAGACAGACAACUACCCGAUACUGCUGAAAGAGAGAGAGACAGAACUCUUGACAUCUCCUCUCAAAAAGAAUCAACAAAACACAGUGAAAUGAAACUGGACAGAGAUCACGAAAAGGAAUUUGAUGGUGUUUGUCGGGAUUCAGCAGCUUCAGAGAAGGAAAGAACAGACAAAGAUUUAGGACCUUUGCAAAGUUUUGAAGAUGGAAAUGAGGCCGAAAAGGUAGAGAGUUUAGAAGGAGGAGAAGAUGAAGCAAAGAUUGAUGAUGUACAGUCACUGGGGUCUGGAGCUGGAGAAUACGAACCAAUCAGUGAUGAUGAACUGGAUGAAAUUCUGGCAGGUGAUGCUGAAAAGCGGGAGGAUCAACAAGAGGAUGAGAAGAUGCCUGAUCCUGUGGAUGUUAUAGAUGUAGAUUGGUCCAGUCUUAUGCCAAAGCAACCAAAAGAACCACGGGAGCCUGGGGCUGCGCUUUUAAAAUUCACACCAGGUGCCGUUAUGUUGAGAGUUGGCAUUUCCAAGCGAUUGGCAGGACCAGAGCUCUUCACCAAAAUUAAAGAGACUUGCCAGAGAGUGUUAGAAAAACCUAAAGAUGCAGAAAACCUUUUUGAACAUGAACUGGGGGCCUUGAACAUGGCUGCACUUCUACGAAAAGAAGAGAGAGCAGGUCUUCUCAGUAAUCUGGGUCCGUGCUGUAAAGCGCUAUGCUUUCGAAGGGAUUCUGCAAUUCGUAAGCAGCUAAUGAAGAAUGAAAAGGGUGCAACAAAACAAACUUACACAAAUUCUGCAGCAAUGGACAGCGACUUGUUACGGUUGAGUUUACGGUUAUUCAAACGAAAGACUGUGUGCCAAGUUCCUGGGCAGGAAAAGACAGAGGAUAGUAAAAUUCCACAACCGGCUAUCCAGCAAGAAGUGUGUGUGUCUUGAGCGAAUGACCGCAGUGGCACUUUCUGGUUGAUUUCCCACUACUGAUGUUGCUAUUGAUGUUUAGAACUGGUUGGUUGGAAAGCAGUCGUAGAAGAUGGAAGAAAUUACUCCGUUUGUACACAGAUAAGAGUUAUUGGGUUUGGAUGUGAAUAAAAGGGGUAAAAACUAAAGACUUCUGUGUGAAGUUUUCUGCAAGUUUUAUAAUAUUGAAUCUUACUCUGUAACAUAAACCUGUUUUACGAUGCAUCAAGUGUAAUAAUGUGAAGAUGUCUGGUUUUAGCAGUUUAUAACACCACCUGAUAUUAAACUGAAGAAAACUG